GCUGCAACUGACCCGCCACUACUUCAGCACCGAGCUCGCUUGCUGCCUUCUCCUCCUAACCCAUAUUCUGUGAAAACUGACCAGCAUCCUGACAUGUCAAAACGUGGUGCUUCUCCGCCUCCUGGAGGUGCGCUCAUAAAGCGGGCGCGUUCCAAUGAGCCUGCUCAGAACCAAAUUGCCAUCUCCUCGAACAACGACGAACGACAGCAGGCCCUCAUGCGCACAGUACAGCGUACAAGUAGCUUGGAAGCCCCAAUUAUCAGUCUUUCAGGCUCACAUUCAGCCGAAAUUCUCAGCUGUCGGUUCGAUCCUACGGGUCAAAACAUAGCCGCGUGCUCAGCGGACAGGAGUGUCUCGCUUUGGCGAACGUAUGCGCCGAAUGAGAACUACGGCCUACUCUCAAACCUUCACAAAGCCCCUAUACUAGACCUUCAAUGGUCGCUCUUCUCCCCCAUCCUAUACACUGUGUCCGCAGACCAGACCCUCAAUGUGACAGACCUCACAUCUGGUCAGCGUCUGCGCAAGCUUCGCUCUCACCGGGGCAUCAUCAACUCCCUCGACAGGACGUUGGCGGGCGGUGCGGGCGUCGAGCUGGUGGCUACAGGUGCUGAUGAUGGGACGGUGAGGGUAUGGGAGGGUGGCGACGAGGGUCCAAAAGCCCCUGUGAGCGUGUUCGAGAUCGGCUGUCCCGUCACCUCAGUGUGCUGGAGCGCAGACGGCUCGAAUAUCUACGCUGGCGCGCUGGAUAACGAGAUCCAUGUUCUUGACCUCCGCAAGAAUGAGCAGGUGUACACCCUCACAGGACACGCAGACACGCCCACCUCACUUUCCCUCUCGCCUAAUGGCCAGUUCCUCCUAUCCCCAUCCUUCUCGUCACAAACGGUCAUUCAUGACGUACGGCCGUUCUCGCCCUCGCCUGCACGCAUACACCGCGUCCUCAUGGGUGCCCCUGCCGGGUUCGAAAAUACUCUGCUGCGUGGAGCUUGGAGCAAGGACGAUGGCGGCAGACGUGUUGCUUUGGGUGGUGCAGACAGGACGGUCUGUAUCUGGGACGUAGAGAGUGGCAAGGUGCUCUACAAGCUUCCUGGACAUAAAGGCACUGUAACCUCUGUCGAUUUCCACCCAAAAGAACCCAUCAUCUUGACCGGUAGCAAAGAUGCUACUAUGCUUCUGGGCGAGAUUGAGCCUAGUGUUGCUGUGUAGUCAUUUGUAUGACCCUGUAGAAUAUCUCUUUUGCGUCUAGGCUAUUCCGUGGUCGUUGCUCACGUUAUGCCUCCAUACGACAGAACAUGAAGCAUAGUAGAUGCACCAAUCGUUAUCGAGUACAGAGAGCAGAUGUUAGUUGUGUUCAUCGGGCAAUAGCAUGAGCAUACCGGGCCCAUAGAUCUAUGAAAUCAAUGAUACAUAU
Molecule: messenger RNA, 1408 nt
Organism: Fomitopsis serialis
Lineage: Eukaryota; Fungi; Basidiomycota; Agaricomycetes; Polyporales; Fomitopsidaceae
Product: WD40 repeat-like protein
Exons: 6
Coding region: 94-1203 (369 amino acids)
Cellular component (GO): catalytic step 2 spliceosome
Molecular function (GO): RNA binding; protein binding
Source: RefSeq, a predicted model, not a curated record